This is a messenger RNA of Penicillium chermesinum, 243 nucleotides long. RefSeq lists its product as uncharacterized. Bases 1 to 243 code for a protein of 80 amino acids. The transcript is spliced from 3 exons. NCBI's taxonomy places the organism in Eukaryota, Fungi, Ascomycota, Eurotiomycetes, Eurotiales, Aspergillaceae. The record is from RefSeq and is a predicted model, not a curated record.
AUGAAACUCUUCAUCUUCGUCCCAUUUGCCGCAUUCUUGGCCUCUGCUUUCGCCCUCUCGGCAAACGACAUUAAUGAGGACCUGCCGGCACAGCCGGCUGCGUUUCCAAAUAUGACUUCUCAUGCACCUGCUCGAGUCCAGCUUUUAAGGAUACCCUCACGACAUGCUUGUCGGAUGCGUGUACAGAAGAGGACACAGAAAAACUGUGGUACGGACCCGAGCUCGAACUCUGGGUCGGAGUAG